AUGGAACAUGUCUCAUAUAAUAUCCCGACCCGCCCAAAACUCAAAUCGAUCAUCAUGUUCAUGCCGCAACAACGGACCGGGUCCAACAGCACUAACAGCAACGGCAGUCUGCUGACCCAGGCACUCUCUGCCGAACAGGCACAGCAACUCGCCCUCACCCCUCACGAACAACAGCAACAACAAUUACAGCAACAGCACCAACAGCAGCACCAACAGCAACAACAACAGCAACAGCAGAUGAUUUUAAUGCAACAACAACAACAACUGUACCAACAACAAUUACAACAACAUAAUCAACAUAAUCUACAGCAACAACAGCAAGAUCCAUUUCAAUUACUCUCGUCUUCAGUACCCAUCGAUGUCGACGCCGCAGACAGGAUGAACGCAACCAUUGCCACAACCGGAUUAAUCCCUGGCCACAAGGACGCCGUCAACGGCUUUGGGUCCACAAGUACAGGCGACUGGACCUCCUUCUUGGCAUCGGAGAACAUGGCCGAGCCCACCGACACAGAUAUGGAGCAAAUGCUCCAACAGGAUACCAACGAAGAGAACUGGACAACCGCCAAUCGCAACCACUUCAGCAUCCCCAACCCUCCUUCCUUCAUGGACCGAGCCGAACGCCAGCAAAAGCGUGAGAUCCCAACAGAGAUCCAACAACAACUUAUCCAUCAACAGCAACAGCUCUAUCAGUUCCAGCAGCAACAGCAAUUGCGACUCCAGCUUGAGUUGGCUAGUCAGACACAGCUCCCUCAAAGUCCUGCACCAGGCGGCUAUACUCCUGGUCACUACAACCAAAACUCUUACUUCCCACAAUACGUCAAUGGACUCGGCCAAUUUCCCUCAGGACACUCUCCAGCUGGCUCUCCACUGUCUCCAGGAAACUAUGGUGGUGAUGAUGACUACUUUUCGUCUCGCGUUGUUACUCCCGGACCUGCUGCCUCACCCGGCGGAACCUCCAAGAUCAAGUCGAGGCCUCGUCCCUCGACUGGGGGCGCUCGAGUUUCCCAGGGUGGUAUCAAGGCUCUCUUUGGUCUGGCGACUCCCAAGAGCAGCCGGGCUUCUCUCGAUCUCAAGUCCGAUCCAGCCUUGCAGCAGGGUCUUUCUGGUCUGAACCUCAAGGGUGUCGAUUCCAAGCUGGCUGCAAACAAGAAGACGUCGGCAGAGGCUAGUGGUCUUAGCGCUGCCCUCAGUGCUGCCGCAACUGCUGCUGGUACCCAGCGAUCUACUCAGAGUGCGACCACCACCCCAACAGGAGAGGUUCCUCCUGCCAUGACCCUUGCCGAACGUCGUGCCACAGCCGCUGCCAGCCAAAAACAACGGAGGGUCUCACUUUCGACAACACCCAACAAGGGAUCUCUUGUCCCUCCCAACCUUGGACUGGAUGCUCAGGCAAACAUCCAACUGCCGCCCAACUUGACGCCCGGAAGCGAGUCUUAUCCUCUCUCCAGCCCAGCGCUUCUUUCGACCUCAGCCUCGUCGCCCGCGCCCAUUCAAAUUGGCCGAGUCAUCCCCCGCAGCUCUUCCUCGCAGACCCGAACAGAGGAGCAGCAGAAGCAGCUGGAUGAUGCGAUGGAGCGUGUCGACUUUGACGAUGUUACCGUGGCCGAACUAAAAGAGAUGUUGCGCCAGCGUGGCAAGCAUGGUGGAGGUAAAAAGGCUGACUUGAUCAAGCGUCUUCAGGGAGAGAUCGACCAGAUACGUGCCAACCGCAAUGGAGGUGGCGCCCGUCUCAACGUGACACCCGGUGCCUCGGCCCCUAUGCCUAUUGGUUCGCCCGCCGCCAAUUCGCUUCACCGGACCAUGGGAAACAUGCAUCUUGGAUCGCCUCCAACUCACUCUCAGCUGUCUUCGUCCCCCACCAACCGUCGCUACAGCCCUUAUGGAGCUGGUGCUCCAUUGCCUUCGCCUGGCGGCACUGGCCAUGUGGUCGGUUCUCUUCCUGGAACGGUGACUCAUGGUUUCCCUACCAAUGGUCAGUCUCAAGCUGGGGCUGUCCAAGUACCGAUUGCUGGACUCUCGAGCAGCCUCCCAAGGAACAUUGCCAUGCCCACUGUUCGUGAGACGAGUCCUUUCCCUCCUGGAUCUCCUAGGAUGUCGUCGUUGCUCGGAUCGUCGUUCAUUUCAUCUGACGGUACAGUACAUCAGAACCCUGUCCAUCCUCAUAACCGUCAACAGACACCUACUGUCAACAGACGUUCAUCGCCCGCAGGUUACCCCAGCCCAGCCGGAAGCAGUCUUCGUAACAGCCAUAGCCCGGAGUCAAGUCCUAUGGAGGAAUCUGAGACGACGCCGGGGGGCAUGGAGCAGGACGGGCAGAGCCCCGGUACCGCGGAUAUGGGCAUGCUGUCGGACCCCAACCUGCUCGCUAUGAGUGGAGAUGCACUUACAAUGGAUACGGCCUUUCUGAUAGGCUUGAAUGGUGCCACUGCUGAGGGUCAGGACUUGUUUGCUCUACAUGGAGGUCGCGAACCCUCUGUCUCAGCUGCCUCUCCCUCACCUACGCCGUCUUACAGCUCAGUGUCGACUUCCAGGAGUCAAUUGCGACAGUAUAGUCCGUUGAGCCAGCAGUUGGCCUACCACCCUGUCGAUUAUGGCUUGAGUCAUUCACAUGCCCUCUAUGACGAUGCCUGUGUCCCCCACCGUGCCAGCAGCAUCGAUAUUCAGCGCGUUGAAGAUGAAUUCCUCACAUUGUCUCCAGCUCUGAUCACAGGCCACCCAAUGGACCACGCACUGGGAUCACAGAACGCACCAAGCGGUCUCAGUCACGUCCUCCAACGUCAACAGGAGGCAUUGAACCAAAAGGCAGCAGGCAACGCCAUGGCCAGUCAACCACCCAACUACUUGCAUGUCACCCAACAGGGCAUGUUUGAUUUCGACAGCCAUUUCCAUAAUGUCAGCGAUAGUAGCAAUAGUGAGGAGCAACAACAGCAGCAUCAGUCUAUUAACCAGGAUGAUCUGGAUAUGCUGCUUUUGGGUCCUCAAGGCGGGAUUUCGUUCCAUCAGCAGUCGUCGUCGAGUGAUCCUAACAACUUUAACAGGGAUGGUUUCUGGUGA
Molecule: messenger RNA, 3054 nt
Organism: Linnemannia hyalina
Lineage: Eukaryota; Fungi; Mortierellomycota; Mortierellomycetes; Mortierellales; Mortierellaceae
Source: the annotation of a GenBank genome assembly